This is a messenger RNA of Toxorhynchites rutilus septentrionalis, 1426 nucleotides long. RefSeq names its product neuronal acetylcholine receptor subunit alpha-2-like. Gene Ontology annotation, biological process: regulation of membrane potential; nervous system process; monoatomic ion transmembrane transport. The transcript has 8 exons. Lineage: Eukaryota; Metazoa; Arthropoda; Insecta; Diptera; Culicidae. The coding region runs from base 55 to 1386 and encodes 443 amino acids. The record is from RefSeq and is a predicted model, not a curated record. Gene Ontology annotation, cellular component: synapse; membrane; neuron projection. Gene Ontology annotation, molecular function: neurotransmitter receptor activity; extracellular ligand-gated monoatomic ion channel activity; transmembrane signaling receptor activity.
ACAACCAGUUUCAAUUCAACCGUUGGCCAGAAUCAUCCCUCUUUUUUUUCCGAGAUGCCGUAUCCAGAUUAUUCAAAAUAUGUUACAUCGUGUAUACUAAUUGUACUUUGUUACUCUCAAUUGUCUGAAUGUAUCGAUUGCGAUCAGGAACCAAAACACGACGAGGGCCGCCUGAAGAAACAAUUGCUGUGUGGUUCUUAUGACACGGGAUCCCGGCCUGUAAAGGACCCCAAGACAACCGUUGAUGUUUCAGUCACACUUUCUUUGAUGGGUCAUGAUUAUGACGAAGAUUACGAGACUCUCAGGGCCAACGUAAUGCUUUUAAUGCAAUGGAAGGACGAGCACCUUAUCUGGAAUCCACAGGAUUUCAAAAACAUAACAAAAUUGAUUGUUAAUACCGAUGAAAUCUGGAAACCUGAUCUACAACUGUUUUCAUCCUAUUACAAACCGGACACAAAAGCAUCCUGUACGAAUCCACGCUGUCACGUACGUAACAACGGAACGGUCGACUGCAUCCCGUCGUGUGAUUUCUCGGCCCGAUGCAAUUCCGACUAUUCCAAUUGGCCGCUAGAUUCUCAAAAGUGUCGUCUCUAUUACGGAGCGUGGAUGGAAUCGGCCGCCGAAGUGGAUUUUCAUUCGGAAGCCAGCCUGCUCCUUUCAACGCAAGCCAAUGCGCAUAGCCAAUGGCGGAUGGUUUCGGCAAAAUUUUCCAAACAGUCACAGAUGGGAAAAACGACUAACGCGACUUAUCCGGUGCUCAUAUAUGAUUACAUCAUGGAACGCCAUUCGAGUUUCCAUCUGGCGGCGCUAUUGACGCCCAUUUUGCUGAUAGUAUUUCUGAAUCUGUUCCUCACAUGGCUCGAUACCGAUUCCAUCGAGCGGAAACUUCUCCUCACUGUGUCUGUAUUCAGUCACUUCCAGUAUAUGAUGCAGAUGCAUUGGGCUGUCCCAUACAAUGGCGAAACCGUACCUGGAAUUUUGAUUUUCUUCCGCAACUCCUUGAUCAUAACGACUCUGCUGGUAAUACAUUCAAUGAUCGGAACAUCACUGAAGCGAAUUGAAUGCAACCCUCCGGCAUUUGUAACUUUGAUCGCGGGCACCAUAGCCACCAACAAAUUUGGGGAGUUGAUUUUCGCUGGAGAUUAUAUGAAUGUCGAGUACAAGAAAACGGAACUUGCUCGCAGCGCCAAUGUAGACCACGAGGAAAACAGGAAAACCUGGAAGUCGUUCAGCAAAAUAGUGGACCGCACUCUGUUUCUUGUAUUCUUCUGUUCAUAUGCAACGUCUUUCUUCGUGUAUGUCCCAUUGCAAUAUGUUCGCCAGGAAGAAUUUGAAUUAACAUUGUUCGAAUUUGUACUAGACAGCGCAAUUGUAACAUAUGUGUAAACUGUGCGAUUCACGACAAAUAUUCAAUCCAAACUGACAG